AUGGCAUGGUCUGAUCUACCCAUAGAUCUCCUUUAUUGCAUCUCAUCUCACUUGUCCAUUGUAGACUUAGUCCGAUUAUCUGUUGUCUGCACCUCAUGGACUUUCACUCUUGCCAACUAUGCACUCAUUGGAUUUCAAUGUCAUCCCUCCCCAUGGUUGCUCCUUUCCAAUGAUGUCAGAGAGGUCUCCGAUGAACUAACCUUCCGCGAACUUACCAUAAGAGAAGAAGAUGCUGUCCUCACCUUCCGUCGUCGGUUCUCCUCCAUUGGUAGCCACACCUAUGGUCGCCGCUGUUUUGGAUCCAAUAAUGGAUGGCUUGUGACCCUUGACAAAACUGAUCUACAGCCUCGCCUCUUCAACCCUGUCACAAAGGCUGAAAUAUCGCUCCCAUCACUUUUCACCUUGAUUGAGAUACAAUAUGCCCCUGAUGGCUCUAUCAGAAUUUUGGACAAUGAAACUUUCUUUGACAUUAUGAUUGAUGACGUACGUGAUAUAUAUUUUCAUAAGAUUAUUGUAUCCUCUAAUGACUCUUAUGGAACUGCUGUAGUUAUCUACGGCAUUAAAAAAGAGCUUGCUUUGGCAAAGUCAGAAUCUCUGACUUGGGUUCAUGGGCCACAUUUAUCUCCUUACAGCACAGAGGAUGAUGAGCAAUUUGAGGAUGUUUGCUAUAAUCAAGAAAAUCAAAUAUUUUACACAAUCACAAAUUUAUCUAUGGUGCUUGCUUUUGAUCUCAACGGACAAAAUGUUGAAUUGAUCUCCCCGAAUAUGCCCAAUUCAUGCUAUCGCACCAGCAACUUCGAUUGUAUGUACUAUAUCGCCUUUUUUUCAGGAACUCUUCUAAGAAUAGCGAGGGUAAUUGAUAUUACUCCUAAUAGUCCCUUUAACGCGAGAACGAUAGCUAUAUUUGUUUUCAAGUUUGUGCCAGCUGUUGUUACUUCUUCUUCUUCUUCUUCUUCUUCUUACUCUCAAUGGAUCCCCGUCAAUGAUUUGGAGGAAUAUUCCAUUUUUGUGGGUUUUAAUCAAACAUUUUCUUUGCAUCACAAGGUUUCUAUCGGAAUUAAACCAAACUGCAUAUAUUUUGCCGAUCAUUCUAGCAAUAUGUCGCCAGGUUUUGUUGAUUGUGAUGUUGGACUUUUUGAUUUUUACAACGAUCGGAUGCAGUAUAUCCUUCGCCCAUAUUCACGUACUAAUUGGCCUCCAUCAAUCUGGUUUACACCAUCACUUUCAUAA
Messenger RNA from Dendrobium catenatum, 1230 nucleotides. Its product is annotated as F-box protein At3g56470-like. Bases 1 to 1230 code for a protein of 409 amino acids. The record is from RefSeq and is a predicted model, not a curated record. The transcript has a single exon. NCBI's taxonomy places the organism in Eukaryota, Viridiplantae, Streptophyta, Magnoliopsida, Asparagales, Orchidaceae. Gene Ontology annotation, molecular function: protein binding.